CCCCGGUAGUGAUGUCGAACUCCUUUAAACAUCACCACCGGUAGCAGCAGCAGCAAGGCGACAUCGCCAGUUUCCUGGCGACAAUGAGGAAGUCACCAGCAACAUCCUAAACAACAUCAACAGCAUCAUCAACAACAACAACAUCAACAACAACAGCAAAAACAGCAUCAACAACAUCAACAAGACCCCCGCUGUGAUGGGCGGCAUCUCGGGCGCCCUGUGGCGGUCGGACGAGGGGCGAGGUCCGGACGACGAGGACGUCACGGUCGAUGCGCUGAGUUGGAACCCGUCCGCGGCCUACCGGGUGCAUCACGGUGCGGACGGAGCAAGGGGCCGCUCCUGCCUGCGCGUGGUGGCGCCGACGCCGCACGCGACACCGAGGCCGGAGGGCCACACGCGCUUCGUGUGCGUGUCGGACACGCACUCGCUCACCGAUUGCCUCCGGGUGCCACCGGGGGAUGUCCUCCUGCACACCGGUGACUUCACCCGCAUCGGGCUGCCCCUCGAGGUGUCCGCCUUCAACGACUGGCUCGGCCGCCAACCCUGCCAGCACAAGGUGGUGAUCGCCGGCAAUCACGAGCUGAGCUUCGACGCGGACUUCGUGGCGAGCCUGGACGACCCUUGGAGGUACUUCGGGAUCCCGGCAACGGCGGGGCGUGCCGACGUCACCAUCCCCCGGCACGUCCGCUCGCUGCUCACCAACGGCGUCUACCUCCAGGACGGCGAGACGGAGGUCCUCGGAUUCCGCAUCUACGGCUCCCCAUGGCAGCCCGAGUUCUGCAACUGGGCCUUCACGUUGCCCAGGGGCGAGCGUCUGCUGGAGAAAUGGCAGCAGGUCCCUGCAGGCGUGGACGUGCUGCUCACGCACGGCCCGCCGCUCGGCGCCGGCGACCGCAUCAAAGGCCACGCCGAGUUGCGCGCCGGCUGCGUCGAGCUGAUGAGCAGCGUCCGCCGGCGGGUGAAGCCGCGGCUGCACACCUUCGGGCACAUCCACGAAGGUUACGGGAUCAUGACCGAUGGGCGAACUUUGUUCGUGAACGCGUCCACUUGCAACGUGAACUACGAACCCGUCAACCCACCCAUCAUCAUCGACCUGCCCAACCCGUAAUGGCGCCUUCGUGCCUUCGAUUGAAUGCGGAUGGCUCUGGAACAAUCUCCGUCUUUCAGCGACUUAUUCUCUGGGGCGUAGUCCAUCACAAGCGGUUUUUAUGAUGAGAAAGAUCUAUUUAUUUUACCAUUUUACGAGGUCAAUGCGCUUCUGAGCUAUGUAACUCUUUUAUCAGAAGCGACCUGGCUAUCACAAAUGAUAGCAACUCAACGAAGUGGCUAAUCAUCGUCACCAUGUGGGAAAUGAGCAGCAGCAGCAGC
Molecule: messenger RNA, 1368 nt
Organism: Petromyzon marinus (sea lamprey)
Lineage: Eukaryota; Metazoa; Chordata; Hyperoartia; Petromyzontiformes; Petromyzontidae
Product: metallophosphoesterase MPPED2-like
Molecular function (GO): hydrolase activity
Source: RefSeq, a predicted model, not a curated record